AUGACGGAUGGAGUGGUCGCAACCUUCCAAAAACAAUGCGCCGUGGUACCUGGUGACACCAAUGGCUGGAUCCUGUCCGGAAAGCCCGCCAGAGACUCUUGCGACAAAGCCAGGACAUCAAGCAAAGAGGAGGGGAAUCGAGGGCGUCUGGCGGUUGCAGAUCGGGCGCUGGAAACGGGCAAGGGUGCCGUUGCGGUCAUGGAAGCAGCCAAGAUCCACGGAAUGGAAGCCACUGGCGCGGACAGUCUACUCACCUCCAGCAAAUGUCUAGGAGUCCAGCCAAAGCUCUAUGUUAUGUACGUGCAUGUACGACCCGCCACCAACCAAGACCCCUCCCCCCUACUGCACAAAGAGAAUUGCUUCCUCUCCUCGCUUCCUCGCUCGCCUCCCGCUGUCCGUCUCCUCCGUCAAAGGUGGAGCGGGGUGGGAAGUGCCAUGGACGCAAGUGCGCUCGUCCGGGCCUGA
Podospora bellae-mahoneyi is the source of this 465-nucleotide messenger RNA. RefSeq lists its product as uncharacterized. NCBI's taxonomy places the organism in Eukaryota, Fungi, Ascomycota, Sordariomycetes, Sordariales, Podosporaceae. The record is from RefSeq and is a predicted model, not a curated record. The transcript has a single exon. The coding region runs from base 1 to 465 and encodes 154 amino acids.